GGUCCAGGAAGAGACCGGAAGGCCUGUUGCUACCUACAAGGAUCUGGACUGCGCGGAGCUGGUUCUGGAUGUUUCUCCCAAGACGCAGAGAGUCAUCCUAAAGAAAAAGGAACCUGGGAAACGCUCUCAGCUGUGGAGAAUGACAGGGACCGGCAUGCUGUGCCACGAAGGCUCGGCCGUCCCCCGUCCCCCGAAUAAACCUUCCCCGCCUCGCUCGGCCGAGUCCUCCAUGAUUCUGGACAUCGCUGGGUUGGCCGCUGUGACGGACAACAGAUACGAGCCCCUGAUGCUGAGGAAACCAGACCGGCGGAGAAGCACGACUCAAACCUGGAGCUUCCGAGAUGGGAAACUUCUGUGCGGCCUGCAGGGACUCGCGGUGCAGGCCAAAGGAGGCAGAGCCGGGCUUCGGGACGGGGCGGAAGUAGUUCUCGGACCUGACACCUCCCUUGAACAGUUGAGUCCGGUCCCGUCAGAGCAGCGAUUCAUCAACCAGAAGAUGCGGCCUGGUUCUGGAGCCCUGGCGGUCCAGGUUAUUCCGGAUGGCCCGACCAGAGUGCUCCAGAUCACCGAUUUCAACCAGCGCCGGAAUGAGCGUCUCUCGUACGAAGGAGAGGAGUUGGACCAGGACCUGUGGAAAUUGAAAAACCCAGACCUGGAACAAGAGUUGGAAGUCCAGCUGAAAUUAGAAGGAGGGAUCGGCUUGUCUUUGGUCAACAAGGCCCCCGAGGAGCUGAUCUUUGCGAGUUUCGUGGGCAUCACCGUCCACUUCACCCAGCUGUCGGCCAGUCAGGUGCUGGAACUGAGCAUACAGGACGUGCAGGUAAGUGAAAGGACAG
This is a messenger RNA of Pseudonaja textilis, 836 nucleotides long. Lineage: Eukaryota; Metazoa; Chordata; Lepidosauria; Squamata; Elapidae. The record is from RefSeq and is a predicted model, not a curated record.